AAGGCAGUGUCAUGAUGUUAGUUUAUUCUCAGUCUUAGGUUUAUUUAUAUUUGAAAUAGUCUGCCUAUUUUGUCCACAUAAAAUAUUUUGAGCCUAUGCUGAGGUGAUACUGAACAAUGACACCCAAACUGACUGUACAAAUAAAAUGUUCAUUUAUAACAUUGAUUAGUAAACAUUAACAUUGUUGACACUAAACUGUUUGAAAAGAGCAUUUAUGUGAGCACAAAAAACAUGCUACUAAAGUCACUUGGCUUUGGUGGUCAAGGAAGUUUUGCUGGAGACUGAUCUAGUAUAAUGAAUAAAAUCAGCAUUCAAGUUUUUUUUUUCUUUUGUUUUUAAAUCGGAAAUAAAGAGGAAUGUGAAGGGAAGAAUAGAGGCAAAAGCCUAGCUGGAGUGUCGGGUGAAACUAGCAAAAUAGAGAUUGGCUCUAUUGCUUGACUAAGAAAUAAAGCUAACGAUACUCUUGUCUUUGGGACAGUAGUGUUGUGAGAAAAAUGUUUUAUAAAGAUUAUGUUGACAACAUGGAAAAAGGCUGGAAUGGAGAAUAUUACUUAGAUAAAGCUCAUUUCCUAACAUUUCAUUAAUAUGUAUAAGGAAAGCAUAUGUGUAUGUGUAUGUAUGUGUGUGUGUGAAAUUGUUGAUUGAACCAGUGAGAGAUAGGUGAUCAGUAGAUACGAUCCACAGUAUUUCAACUAGCAGACAUAGGUGUUUCAAGACCUUAUAUUGCCCAUUAGGCAUAAAAAUAGGGACUUGAUGAAUUGACAAAAUGGUGGAUCCAUAUGCAUAAUGUGUGCGUUUCUUAAAUGAAAAAAGGCUGGUCUGUGGUUGCUGACCUUGGUCCUGAAUGGUGGUUAAGUACUACUUGUAGAAUUUUCUUGGACUGGCUUUAUGCAGCACUUGGCAUUCUGUCUAGAAACUGUAACACACCCUUGCUAGCAUCUAUUAGCAUGUUAAGAGCCAAACAACCUCUAGUGGAAAUCCUAUCUUUGUGUUAAUUUCUCUGUGUUAGUGUUAUGUUUAGAACAGUAACUGACAUGUGAUUAGUGCUCUAAAAAUAAUAGUUAUCAAUAUAUUUUAUCUAUACUUUCACUGUGGAGCCAAUUUAAGAAGGGUAUUUCAUUUUGUUAGAUAUAUUGUUGUCGAUUACUACCACUUCCAAGUUGUUGCAUUUGAUUUGUCAGACUCUGAUCAAGUUAUUGGCAGCAAAUUUUACCUUAAAAAAAAAACACAACUGUUUUAAUAGUAGUAAUGUAAGUAUAUAUUAACUCCCGUAUAAAAUAAUAUAAGUAACAAAGGCAGAUUCCAGGAAGAAUCUUACCAAAUGAGUAUUAUAAAACUUUCAAGUUACAGUUCUUUCAGUUACUUGCGUGUCUGAUUACAUAUCAGUUGUGUGUGCAUAUCUAAGUAUUUUAAUACCUUCAUCUUUUUUUUUCCAGUAUUAAAGCGUGACAUAAAGCCUCACUGUGUUUCAAGAUUAUUUAAAAGGACUUGUAAUCACAACUCAGCACCUAGGACAGCACCCAGUGCAACACAAUACACUUGAACUCUCUGGCUUGAGGUUUGGGGGUUUGUGUUCUGAAUUCGGGAAUUAAAAGAAGAGAAAAUUUUAGGGAAAAUUUAAAAUCCUUGUAAGCCCAUACUCUAAAAGUAUAUUCAAUACAGAAUGAUUUCAUGGCUUGAUUUCAAAAUGUUUUACACUGGCUGUAGAACCCACUUCAUGAAGUAGUUUGAAUUAAAAUGAUCUAAUAUUUGUGUUUUAACUUUCAGCUUUGUGUUAUUCUUGGAAAAUUUCGCACCACUUGUGAAUUCCUUGAACCUGGGCAUUGCAAACCCACUUCUGUUGGGCCCAUCUCCUUUGCACUUUGCUCAGAUUAAGACUCAGUUGGCGCUUCAGCAGCUGAAUGCCGUUGCCUCACAUGGUUCAGCACCACCUUAUACUUUAUUAAAUCAGGCAUUCUUGAAAGUAGCCAUGUCCAGACCCAGGUUUAAUCCUCGAGGAAACUUUCCACUUCAAAGGCCACGAGCACCUAACCCUUCUGGGAUGAGGCCUCCAGGACCAUUUAUGAGACCUGGAUCUAUGGGUCUUCCAAGAUUUUACCCAGCAGGGAGAGCCCGUGGAAUUCCACACAGAUUUGCUGGCCAUGAAUCUUAUCAGAACAUGGGACCACAGAGAAUGAGUGUUCAGGUAACUCAACACCGAACUGAUCCAAGAUUGACCAAAGAAAAAUUGGAUUUUCAUGAAGCACAACAAAAGAAGGGAAAGCCUCAUGGUACCCGGUGGGAUGAUGAGCCUCACAUAUCUCCAUCAGUGGGAGUGAAGCAGACUUCUAUAACACAGGUUACAGAGCAAAGUCCUAAAGUACAGAGCCGUUAUACAAAAGAGAGUGCCUCAAGUAUCUUAGCAAGUUUUGGAUUAUCUAAUGAAGAUCUAGAAGAACUUAGUCGCUAUCCUGAUGAACAACUAACUCCUGAAAAUAUGCCAUUAAUUUUAAGGGAUAUAAGAAUGCGAAAAAUGGGGCGCCGAUUACCUAAUUUACCUUCUCACAGCAGAAAUAAAGAAAUGCUUGGUAGUGAGACAGUUUCAAGUAAUGUGAUUGAUUAUGGGCAUGCAAGUAAAUAUGGCUACACAGAAGAUCCACUUGAAGUACGUAUUUAUGAUCCUGAAAUUCCAACUGAUGAGGUCAAGAAUGAAUUUCGGUCACAGCAGAGAAUUUCUGCAUCUGUUCCUACUCCUAAUGUUCUAUGUAAUUCUAUGUUUCCUGUUGAAGAUGUAUUUCACCAGAUGGACUUCCCCAAUGAGUCCUCCAAUAAUCAGUCAUUUUUCCCAGUUGAGAGUGGAACCAAGAUGUCAGGCUUACAUAUUUCAGGACAGUCAGUCCUUGAACCUGUAAAAUCCAUCAGCCAACCCAUUAGCCAAACAGUUAGCCAGACAAUGAGUCAGUCUCUGAUUCCUCCAUCUAUGAAUCAGCAACCUUUUUCAUCUGAAAUAAUUUCAGCUGUAAACCAGCAAGAACGGAUCCCACAUAAACCUGUGAUUAAUUCAGCUACUGUACACGUUGGAUCAAGAGGAAGUAAAAAGAAUUACCAAUCUGAGACUGACAUUCCUAUUCGGUCUCCCUUUGGGAUUGUUAAAGCAUCAUGGCUACCAAAGUUUUCACAUGCUGACACUCAGAAGAUGAAGAGACUUCCAACUCCUUCAAUGAUGAAUGAUUAUUAUGCAGCAUCUCCAAGAAUAUUUCCACAUUUGUGUUCUCUGUGUAACGUAGAAUGUAGUCAUUUAAAGGAUUGGAUUCAGCAUCAAAAUACAUCUACCCAUAUUGAGAGCUGUCGACAGUUACGUCAACAAUACCCUGAUUGGAAUCCUGAGAUUCUCCCAUCAAGAAGAAAUGAGGGCAAUAGGAAAGAAAAUGAAACUCCAAGAAGACGUUCUCAUUCCCCGAGUCCUAGGCAUUCUAGAAGAUCAAGCUCAAGUCAUAGGUUUCGUCGAUCUCGAAGCCCAGUACGUUACACAUACAGACCAAGAAGUCGAAGUCCAAGAGUAUGCCACCGUUUCAUUUCUAGAUACAGAUCCAGAUCCAGAUCCAGGUCCAGAUCCAGAUCCAGAUCCAGAUCACGUUCACCAUGCCGAAUUAGAAAUCCAUUUAGAGGUAGUCCAAAAUGCUAUCGAUCAGUUAGUCCUGAAAGGAUAUCAAGGAGAUCAGUGAGAUCAUCAGAGAGAAAAAAGGCAUUAGAAGAUGUAGUACAACGGUCUGGACAUGGGACAGAACUUAUUAAACAGAAGCAUCUUGAAUCAGUUGACAAAGGUCCUUCACCAGCACAAAAGCCUAAAAGUGUCACUGGGACAAAGCCAUCAGUUAAAUCUGUAAGCUCUGCAAAGAAUGAUUCAAAUGUAGGACAUUCUGUUCGUAAAUCUAAGAAUCUAGAAGAUGACAUCUUAUCAGAAUGUAAACAGACUUCUAGUAAAGCUCUUUCUCUUCAGCGUAAGCUUCGAAAAGAGCAGUCUUUGCGUAACAAUCCAGUUCUUCUUAUAUCUGAACUACCAGAGGAUGGCUGUGCUGAAGAAGAUAUUAGAAAAGCAUUUCAGCCAUUCGGAAAAAUUAAUGACCUCCUAAUUGUUCCAUGUAAAAAAGAGGCUUAUGUGGAAAUGAAAUUUAAAGAAGCAGUUACUGCAGUCAUGAAGUACAUUGAAACAGUGCCUCUUCUGAUAAAAGGAAAAAAUGUGAAAGUAUCUGUUGUGGGGAAGAAAAAAGCACAGAACAAAGAAAUAAAGAAGAAGACAUCGGAUUCAAAGAAAUCUGCAUCUGCUUUGAAAAAAGAUACAGAUUCUUCAAAAACUGUUGAAAUAGCUUCUUCAGCUUCUUCUGCCAAAAUUGGACAAGCUAAGACAUCAGUAGCCAAAGUAAACAAAUCUUCAGGGAAAUCUGCUGGUUCUGUAAAAUCUGUUGUAACCGUAGCGACUAAAAGUAAAGCUUCCAUCAAAACAGCAAAGUCUACUGGAAAGAAGUCCCUAGAAGCUAAGAAGCCUAGCAAUACUAAAAACAAAGACUCCAGUAAGCCUGUGCCAGUACCAGCAAACGCUGAAAUAAAGGCCAAUGUGGAAAUCAAAGUCAUUGAUAAUGCUGAAGAGAUUGUUUCAGAAGCUGCUUUGGAGGCCACAGAAAAUGAACCAGUGAGUAAGGAAACAGAGGAAAUGUGUGUAGUACUUAUUUCUGAUUUGCCUAAUAAAGGAUGUUCUGUGGAAGAAAUUUAUAACUUAGCAAAACCAUUUGGUGGUAUAAAGGAUGUUUUGAUUUUAUCAUCUCAUAAAAAGGCAUAUAUAGAAAUCAGUCGAAAGUCUGCAGAUUCUAUGGUAAAAUUUUAUACUUGUUUCCCAAUGUCCAUGGAUGGAAAUCAACUCUCCAUAAGUAUGGCUCCUGAAAGCAUGAAUAUAAAAGAUGAGGAAGAUUUGUUUAUAAAUUUGAUUAAAGAAAGUGACCCUGGGGUAAAUGUUGAUAAAAUAUGGAACCGGUUUGUACAUCUUGAUAAUUUGCCAGUAGAUGGACUACAUUGUGUACUUUGUGUUGGGCUCCAGUUUGGAAAAGUGAAUCACCAUGUAUUCAUGAAUAAUAAAAACAAGGCGAUUCUACAAUUGGAAAGCCUUGAAUCUGCUCAGUCAAUGUAUAGCUUUCUGAAACAAAACCCACAAAGCAUAGGUGACCGUGUAUUGACCUGCACAUUAUCGCCAAAGAUGGACUCAUCUGAAGCUCAAACUGAGAAAGACCCAGAACUAGGAAAAGAAUGCCUUGCCAUGAAAAAUAGUCCAGUUGAUGAGAGUGAGGUGCAAACAGCAGCCAGUAGUCCCUCUGUUAAACUUACUGAGGUUGAAGAAGAAACUUCUUGCAGUAUCCAAAUGGAAACUUUGGGACAGCAGGAAGAAGUGGGUAAGGAAGAACCUGAAAAAGCACUGUGUGACUCUGACUUUGCUAUUCAAAAAUUGGAAAUUGAAACUCAAGGAGAGCUCAAUAUAGAAAUUCCUCUUGUAGCAUCCACUCCAGCCAUUAUUGAGUUAUUCACUGAAAACAUAGAAGAGUCUGCUUUAAAUCAGCAAGUAUAUACCAAUGACAUUGAGAAGCAAGAAGCAAAAAUUAUGAAUCCUGAAACAGAAUUGUCAGUAUCUGAAAAUGUGUCUGUGGAAGAGAGAAACAUCCAAAGAAUUCUUGAGGAAUCUGCAGCCCAAGGAGGUUUUUUCAGAAUUACACAGGCUGUGGUAGAAGAUAAAGCUGAAGUGAACAAACCUGAAACUGUUUCAGAAAUAGUACAAUCUUCAAUUUCAUUUCCAGGAAUUUGUACUGAGGAUGAAAAGGUAGUGAGUAAAAAGAGUUCUUCUGAAAAAAGUAAUGUGGAUGAAAAGGAAGAGAAUGAAUUUAAUGACAAGGAAGUCAGACUGAAUCUACAGAUGGGAUCAGAGAAAGCUGAAAAGAAUGAAGCUAGGAUGGUUGCAGAAAAAUUAGAAAAAAUUAUGGCAGCAAUGAAAGAAAAGUCUGAAGAAAAUGCUGUGAUCAAAGCACACACAAAUAAAGGAGUGGGUCAGACUAAUAAGACUGAUGAAAUGGGUAAAACUAAUAUGCUGACUGUAUCAAAUGUAUCCACCAGUAAAUCAACCAUCAAGACUGCUACUGUGAUCUCUUCUAGAACAAAAACUACAUCUUCAACAAAUGAAAAUCAGAAAAGUUUUAUAAAAUCUAUGUUCAGAGGUCAAAUAAGUGCUGAAAAGAAAUUUUCACCUAUGGAAUUUGGUGUAUUUAAAAGUGCCAGAUCAUGCUUGGUAGAAAGCAGCAGUAGAGUUAAACCUACUCAGAGUGAUAUUACCAUAGGAGGUGGUGGAAGGAUCUCAGCCCUGCAAAGCAAGGAUAUAACAAUGCAGUCUCAGGAAACAGAGGGUAGACCUUCUAUCAUGAAAGGAAAUGACAGCAAUAAUAAGGCCUUGGCUGGGCAAAACACUAAGAAUUCUAAAAGCACUACUGGUAGAAGUUCCAAAUCUAAAGAGGAAAUACUAUUUUCAUUUAAUUUGGAUGAAUUAAUUACUGUGGAUGAAGUUAUAGAAGAAGUGAAUCCCUUUCAAGCCAAACAAAAUCCAUUAAAGGGACAAAGGAAAGAAGCUCUCAAAAAUACUCCUUCCUCGGAACUUAACUUAAAAAAGAAGAAGGGAAAACCUUCUGUUUCUCCCAAUGUUGUGGGAGACUUAUCUUUUGUAACAUUAGAUGAGAUUGGGGAAGAGGAAGAUGCAGCCGCACAAGCACUAGUCACUGUAGAUGAAGUAACUGAUGAAGAACUAAACAUGGAAGAAAUGGUAAAACAUUCAAAUUCACUUCUUACAUUAGAUGAAUUGGUUGACCAAGAUGAUUGUGUUUCCCACAGUGAAUCUAAAGAUGUUACUGUUCUGUCAGUGGCUGAAGAGCGAGAUCUUCUUAAACAGGAACACUUGGUAACUGUAGAUGAAAUUGGAGAAGUAGAAGAGCUACCUUUAAAUGAAUCAGCAAACAUAACUUUUGGUACUUUAAAUACUAAAGGAGAUGAAGGAAAUGCUGUAAGGGAUUCCAUUGGGUUCAUUUCUUCUCAGAUGCCUGAAGAUCCUUGUGCUUUAGUUACUGUAGAUGAAAUCCAGGAUGAUGGCAGUGAUUUGCAUUUAGUGACUUUGGAUGAAGUAACUGAAGAGGAUGAAGAUUCAUUAGCUGAUUUUAACAACCUUAAAGAAGAGCUCAAUUUUGUUACUGUUGAUGAAAUCGGAGAAGAAGAAGAUGGAGACCAUGAUUCAAAAGUUGAGUUAGCACAAAGCAAGAAUGACUGUUCUACAGAUAAAAAAGGAGAGAGAAAGAAGAGAGUUGCCAACUCAAAGAAGACAAAACUUGAAGCCUUGUCACAAAUGGGUCCAGUAAAUGAGAAUGUGAUAAAAGAAGAUCUGAAAACUAUGAAUGAAAGACACUUAGCAGCUAAAACGACAAUGAAGAGAGUUAGAAUUGGAAAAGCACAACCCUCACAAAAAGCUGCUGUGGCAGAACCAGCAAAGGCUGAAGAGGUCUUGCAGAUUAGUGAAGAAUCUAAGUUAAAGGAUUCAGAACCAGAUCAGAAACGCAGAAAGAUUGAAGAUGACUCUUUAGGCAAAUCAGUGGCACCUGAUGUCCCUGAAGAUUUAGACUUUCUUGUACCUAAGGCUGGAUUCUUUUGUCCAAUUUGCUCCCUCUUCUACUCAGGUGAAAAAGCUAUGACAAAUCACUGCAAGAGUAUACGUCAUAAGCAAAACACAGAGAAGUUCAUGGCCAAGCAAAGAAAGGAAAAGGAGCAGAGUGAGGCUGAAGAAAGAAGCUCUAGGUGACUGAGGGAAAGAGAAAAGAAUUCAUUAGUAAUUCGUUUAGGGUCCAGUUAAUUUGUGUAUUUUUGUUAUCACUUAAUUUGUAAUCUUUGUUUCAGAAGCAAGUAGUCAUGUUGUACAAAUUUCUGAUUGACCUUGAUGUAGAAAGACUGAUGGGUAAAAGUAUGAUGGGUUUGAUUUUUAUAUCAAAUCAUCAGGUAUGGAGAAAUAUCUUUGUAGAAGUGUUAAAAUAAAUGUUUCUACUGUAUAUUUAAAA
Messenger RNA from Perognathus longimembris pacificus (Pacific pocket mouse), 8105 nucleotides. RefSeq names its product zinc finger protein 638 (gene Znf638). Gene Ontology annotation, biological process: regulation of RNA splicing; RNA splicing. Bases 1970 to 7852 code for a protein of 1960 amino acids. The record is from RefSeq and is a predicted model, not a curated record. The transcript is spliced from 27 exons. Gene Ontology annotation, molecular function: zinc ion binding; mRNA binding. Gene Ontology annotation, cellular component: nucleus. NCBI's taxonomy places the organism in Eukaryota, Metazoa, Chordata, Mammalia, Rodentia, Heteromyidae.